AUGGCUAGAGAAAUUCGUGGAGAAUCAACAACAAACGGCAUAGAAAUAUCUGCAGAUGUGCUUUUGAACCACUUCUGUGGCACAUCGAAUUUAGCCUCAACACAAUUUGCGAUGCCUUUACUUACUUUUGAAACCAUUUAUCAACAAAAGCUAGAUAAUCAAAUAGAACUGGAAGAAGUUAUCUUAACGAUAGAAACAUCAAAGGAUAACAAAGCACCCGGUAUUGAUGAUUAUGAGAAUUUUAAGAAGACAGUUUCUGCAACUCGUAGGACAAAGAACUAUGUCUCUACGCGGCUUGAAACGCUUGGUAACAAUUGGCAAACCAUUGUUCAACAGCACCAAAUCGCGGUUUGCAGCGAUGAAAACAUAGCACCAAUCGAAGAGCUUUUUAAUGAAGCUGGUGAGAUUUAUACAAUUUAUAAAUCUGUGUUGCUAGAUGAGCUAGACAAAUUUGCAGCAGCAGAAGCAGCAGCUAAAGCAAAAGAUUCACCUGCUCCUACUUUGGUUCAAAAGUCGACCAAUGACAAGCCGCACGAUGUACGUUUGCCAAAAAUUCACCCACCGACAUUCACGGGAGAAUAUCAAAAUUGGCGUUCUUUCCAUGACCAGUUUGUUUCACUGGUACAUAACAACACUUCACUUACAAAAAUCGAAAAAUUACAUUAUUUGAAGUCAAGUUGUAAAGAAGGUGCUGGUAUUUUACUAGAACACAUAAGUGUAGAUGAUGCAAGCUAUGAUAAGGCUUGGGAACUCUUGACAACGAGAUACGAUUUCAAAAGAAUUCUCGUUAACAACGAACUUAAGUUGUUUUAUGAAUUAAGUGUUGUUAAAGAAGAAAAUGCUAAGGGCAUAAGAGAAUUAUUAGAUAAUUCAACAAAAAUUUUACAUGCUUUAAAGAACCUGCAAUUGCCUGUCCAUCACUGGGAUGCAAUAAUAAUAUUUUUGCUUUUGAAAAAGCUACCGGCUACGGUGCAAUCAAAAUGGGAAACAACUCUCGGAACUAAAAAAGAGAUCCCUACAUUUAAAGAGUUCUCUGACUUUUUGGAAACGAGGUUCCGAACUUUAGAGAUGAUGGACCAGCAAUAUCAAACAAAUACAACAUCAACACAGAAAAAGCAAACAAAAAAUGUUUUUCAUCUCAAUACUGAGGCAACAGAAAAUUUUACGUGUAAGGUAUGUCAUAAAGGUGUACAUUCCUUACGAACAUGUUCGAAAUUUUUAAAAAUGGACGUAAGUGCUAGACAACGAGUUGUUAGACAAUUUGGCAAUUGUUUCAAUUGUUUAGCUUACAGUCACCGAACAAAUUUGUGCCCAAGUAAUAAGUCGUGUCAUUUUUGCCAUAAAAAACACAACUCACUCCUACAUUUUAGCAACAAUUUUAACAACACAAAUCAGCAACAAUACUCGCAGUCAAACAAUUUUCCAAAUGCAUUCAAUCAACAAUCAAGCUCUCAAGGUAAUCAUAACCAAUUUCAACACAACACAAAUAAUAAUAACACAUUUUCAAAUAAUCCUCGCGCUCAAUUACAAACAAACUCAUAUACACCCACUCAACAGAAUAAUAAUAGAAACACAUUCGCUCACACAAAUAUAAACACCCAGAAUCCAAAUAGCUCGCAAACACAUCAUGUAACAACAGAAUUUAAUCCAAAUGUACAAAAUGUACACUCCUACGAUAUACCGCCUUCAACAUCUUCAAACUGUUUUCAUCUAAACGAAUCUAAAAUAUCCCAAAUUUUGUUAGCAACAGCGAUUAUAAAAGUCAAAUCAGCCCAAGGAGACUUUGUUCAAUUAAGAGCCUUGAUCGAUCCUGGAUCUCAAGCUACUUUUAUAACCGAAUCGGCAGCUCAAUUAUUGGGUCUUAAAAAGAUUCCAACUUCCUUUGACGUUUCUGUUUUAGGACAAAACAAAGGUAGCUCUUGUAAACAUUUUGUUAAUUUGAAUCUGAGUUCUAAUUAUUCAGAUUUUGUUACGUCGACAAGAGGUUAUAUAUACAAGACCCUUACAGGACUUUUACCGAAUGAAGAAGUCUUCGCUAACAGAUGGAAGCAUUUACAAGGACUGAAAUUAGCAGAUCCUUCAUUUAAUCGUCCUGGUAACAUUGACAUUUUAUUAGGGAAUGACAUAUAUUGCGAAAUUUUAUUAGACGAAGUCAUACGCAAUGAGGAACAGGUAGCUCCAAUAGCCCAAAAAACCAGGUUUGGUUGGAUUGUUUUGGGGAAAGUUCCUUUGGAAAAGCCAUUUUCUCUUCAAGUCUACACACAGUUGGUAGAUAUCGACACACAAAUGCGUGCAUUUUGGGAAAUGGAAGAAACUCCCUAUGAAAAAGCCGUAGAUGAAGAAGAUGUCGAGUGCGAGAAGCACUUUCUACAAAACACCAAGCGGGUGCCGGGAGGGCGCUUUGAAGUUUCACUACCCUUCAAAGAACUUCAUCGACCAAGACUUAUGUCAACAAAACAAAAGGCCUUAAUGAUGUUUUAUAAACAAGAACAAAAAUUAUUAAACAACCCAACACUACACAAAGAAUAUAACGAUUGCUUAAAAGAAUACCUCACACUCAAUCAAAUGGAAGAAGUAGAUAUUAACAUAGAUAACAAACUUAACUCUCCAUUUCACUAUGUGGUUCCUCAUCAUGCCGUGAUGAAAGAAACUAGUACAACGACGAAGUUACGUGUUGUUUUUAAUGCUGCAUAUCAAACGGCAGAUGGUAGUUCUUUAAACGACCAUUUGAUGACUGGACCUAAAACUCAAACAGAUAUUUUAGCCAUUGUUUUAAGGUGGAGAACGCACAAAAUUACUUUCGUAUCAGACAUAGAGAAGAUGUACCGACAGAUAUUAGUUCAUCCAGAGGACGCGUAUUACCAGUUACUUUUUUGGCGUGAAAAUCCAUCAAUGCCAAUAAAGCUUUACAAAGUAAAAGUUUUAAUGUUCGGUACUGCCCCAGCCCCAUAUUUAGCAAAUCGAACGCUAAAGAAACUUGCUUCAGAUGAAGAAGUAACAUAUCCAUUAGCCGCUCAAAUGAUUCGGAAAGAUAUGUACAUCGAUGAUUUGGUAUCGGGUGCAGAUUCAGUAGAAGUUGCGAAAGAAAAGUAUCACCAAAUCUCGAAGCUUUUAUCAUCUGCUGGAUUUCAUCUUCGCAAAUGGAUGAGUAAUAACGAAGAGUUUCUUGCUUCAAUACCAAAGGCAGAUCAGGAAACAAAUGUGUCAUUGACAUUCGGAGCUUUGGAUCAUACCAAAACCCUUGGAAUCAGUUGGUUCCCAUCUACCGAUUCAUUUUCAUUUAAAAAAAUCUCUAUAGAUAAAGUCGUUUCAAAAAGAACGAUACUUUCAACAAUUGCUCGUCUUUUUGAUCCACUUGGAUGGAUAGCACCCUGUAUCGUCAAAGCGAAAAUCAUUAUGCAGCAAUUGUGGUUGAAAGGCCUUUCGUGGGACGAAAACAUUCCUGUGGAACUACUUCAAGAAUGGCUCUCCUUUCAAGAAGAGUUGGAUAUCUUAGAAGAUAUCCGUAUUCCGAGAUGGGUAAACAUAGAGAAUGGCACCCAACAGGUCGAACUCCAUGGAUUCUGUGACGCAUCUACCAAGGCAUAUGGAGCCGUGGUAUAUCUUCGAGUUUUAGAUAACAAGAAUUGCAUUCACACCCAUUUACUCAUAGCCAAAACUAAAGUCGCUCCAGUCAGUACAGUCUCUUUGCCAAGAUUGGAACUUUGCGGAGCAGUGAUGUUGGCAAAAUUACUCAACUAUACUAAAUCAGUCCUUCCGUUCAAGAAUAUAUCAGUCUUUGCGUGGACUGAUUCCACAAUCACCCUUUGUUGGAUCUCUGGAUUGCCUUCAAAAUGGAAAACAUUUAUUGCCAAUCGAGUUACCGAAAUUCAAAGGCUGACAAAUGUUAGCAUGUGGAAACACAUUCCAACUAAGUUGAACCCAGCGGAUCUUGCAUCCCGUGGUGUUCUUCCAUCCAAGCUAAGAAAUAAUAAUCUUUGGUGGAAAGGACCACCCUUUCUUCAGGAGAUGUGGAAAUUCUCCAUACCAGAACAACCCACCCAAUGUGAAAUAAAUGAAGAAAAACGAGAAAUAAAAACUCAUUUAGCAAUACAAAAUACCGAUGGAAUUUUAGAUGUGCUUUGUAAACAAUCCAAACUAACAAAAGCCUUAAGAAUUAUAGCCAAUGUUCAUAGAUUUAUCUAUAAUAGUAGAAAAAAAGAAACACAUCGAAGAAAAUCGGUUCUGACACCCUUAGAACUCGAUAUUUCCAUGCGAACAGCUAUCAGAAGUGUUCAAAAACUUAUGUUUCAUGAUGUCAUAAAUGAACUACAGAAAACCAAAAGAACCAAACUUAACAAAUCUCUGAAUCUUUUUAUUGAUGGAUGUGGAAUAUUAAGAAUCGGAGGUAGACUUCAAAAUGCCACCCUAACAUAUGAUCAAAAGCAUCCAAUUGUGUUGAAGCCAGAUCAUAAUUUCUCCAGAUUAAUAAUUGAAGAUGCCCAUGAGAAAACUCUACAUGGUGGUAUUCACCAAGUGAUUGCACACAUUCGAAAUCGUUUUUGGAUCUUCAACAUGAAGAGAACGGUCAAAAAGUACAUUAAUAAAUGUUUCACCUGUUUUAAGAAUGCACCUAAGCCAUUGCAACAACUGAUGGGAAGCCUUCCAGCACCAAGAGUAAAUGUUUCAAGACCAUUUACACACACUGGUGUCGACUACGCCGGACCUAUAGAAGUAAAGGCCUGGAAAGGACGAGGUGCUAAAAAAUUCAAAGGCUAUUUCGCCAUUUUUAUUUGUCUUUCAACAAAGGCAAUUCAUCUUGAAGCUGUCACAGAUCUAACGACACAAGCCUUUAUUGCCGCGUUCCGAAGAUUUACAUCUCGCAGAGGCAUAUGUGCAAACAUAUAUAGUGACUGUGGGACCAACUUUAAAGGUGCUAAUGUGGAACUCCAAAAAAUGCUAAAUGCUGCUAAACUUAACUAUACUGAUAUUGCUAACUCAUUGAGUGCAUUGGGUACCAAUUGGAAUUUCAUUCCUCCCGCUUCUCCUCACUUUGGAGGCUUAUGGGAAGCAGGAGUGAAAUCUGUUAAAUACCAUUUGCGUCGCGUUGCCCGAAACCAAGCUCUGACGUUCGAGGAGCUCAGUACGCUUCUAGCGCAAAUAGAAGCUUGCCUUAACUCGAGACCUCUAUGUCCGGUUACAGACAGCUUGGAAGAUUUCAAUGCUUUAACACCAGCUCAUUUUUUAAUUGGCACAUCAGCUCAUAUAGUUCCCGAAGCAGACCUAGCAGUAGAAAGGAUUGGAUACCUGGAUAGAUGGAAACGUCUACAAGCCUCACUACAGACCUUCUGGAAGGAAUGGAGCGGAGAAUACCUCACAAGGCUUCAAAAUAGACCUAAGUGGCUUAAAAUCAAGGACCAACCCAAAAUCGGAGAUUUAGUUUUGGUACGAGAUGAAAGAUUUCCACCUUCGAAAUGGCCCAUGGCGAGAAUAGUGGAAACCUACCCAGGACAAGAUGAUCUUAUCCGUGUAGUCAAAGUGCGAACACAAAAUAAUGAAUUUAAGAGGCCUAUCACAAAGAUAUGUCCACUUCCAUCAAACAAAACGCAUCAAGAAAACGAAACAAUUUAA
Messenger RNA from Eupeodes corollae, 5610 nucleotides. RefSeq lists its product as uncharacterized. The transcript has 2 exons. Lineage: Eukaryota; Metazoa; Arthropoda; Insecta; Diptera; Syrphidae. The record is from RefSeq and is a predicted model, not a curated record. Bases 1 to 5610 code for a protein of 1869 amino acids. Gene Ontology annotation, biological process: DNA integration. Gene Ontology annotation, molecular function: nucleic acid binding.